UGAUUUGUGGUGAUUUUGGUUUCGUUUCGUUUCCACUUCAUUUUAUUUUAAGUUAUUGUAUUUGUUUUCGUCUAUUCCAGCAAAGUCUUACUUAAAAUAUUAUUUCCAAUUUAUGUGAAAUUUUGACUUGUUCGUGUGUAACUACUAAUAAUUAUGAAUAGCUGGGGUAGUGAAGCGUACGGCAUGGGGAUGCCCAUGAACCCUAUGAUGGGCAUGAUGAUGGAUAACAUGGGCGCGCCGCCUGUCCCGCCUAUGAAUCCGCCGCCGCCUGUUCCGUUGCCGUUAAUCGGACCUGUAAUUCCUGAAAAUGUGCAGAUGGAAACUCAGAAUGUAAGUAAUGAGAAUCAACAAAAUGACAUUACAAGCUCUGAGAAUCAACAGAGGCCUGAUAAUCAACCUCGUGAGAGAGACAACCGACGGGACAACCGUGACAAGGACCAAGGAAGAAAUACAUCUGAUCGUAACCGAAACCGCUCGAGGUCUCGAGACCGGUAUGACAGGUCAAGCAGAGGCAAUGACAGGAAUGACAGAACACGACAUGACAGAAACAGGAGUGACCGAGGGAGAACAGAGCGCAAAUCCAAAUGGGAUGCCCCCAGUAGCAAUGAUAUGGGUAUGAUGUCCAUGAAUCCCUUGACGAACAUGCCAGCACAGGGGCAGGUGAUGCCUAUGGGGAACAUGAAUCAGGGACAGAUGAACAUGGGAAUGAUGCAAGGAAUGAUGCAAUACCCUCCCAACAACAUGAUGAACAAUGGCAUGAUGAUGAACAACAUGAUGCCGCAGCAGACCAUGGAGGGGCAGCAGAUGAUGAUGGCCAACAUGAACAUGAUGCCCAAUAUGAUGCCCAACAUGAUGGACCAGAACAUGAUGAUGAUGAACCAGCCAAUGAUGCAACAGCAGUUCAUGCCCAACAGCCCCAUAUUCAUGAACAGUGGAGUGUUGUUGCCACCUGUACCAGGUAAUACAACACCUCAGAGACGCGACCGUCCCAAAGGUUGCCGCACAAUAUUCGUUGGAGGUCUCCCAUCCAAAAUAAAACUUGAAAUCCUGAAUGAGAUGUUCCAAAGGUUUGGAACGGUUGAAGACAUCAAAUCACCCAAGAACGGUGUGUACUACGUGCGCUUCGAACGUCCGGAGACUGUUGAGAACAGUUUCAGCGUAUCCGGAUACAGAUUCAAGUAUCACAACCAAACUGAGAGUGAUGCUUCCACUUUAUACAUUGACUAUGCGUUGAAUCGCGACGAUCAGAAUGAGUAUGAGAAAUCCCAACGCAAGCGUGAGCCCACUCCGCCCCGCAUAGAACCGUUCACUCCCAACAACUUGGCUACCAUAUCGGAGAAGAUCAAAAGUGAGACUGACUUUGCUGAGGCUGCUCCUACUCUAGCUGGUUGGUUGGAACGUGGAGAGUGCAACAAGAAAUUCUCCAACCAGUUCUACUCGCUGAUACAAGCCAGCAACAACCAGAUACGAAGACUUUUUAAUGAGAAAAUGCAGUUGGAUGAGGAGUUCCAGAACCUCAGGAGUUCCAUCAGAGACAAGUUUGCGCAUGUCGUCUUGCAAUUCGAGCAGGUAGCGAAAAUCUUGUCUGCGGCCAAACACCAGCGAGUCUCGGAUCACUUCACCAAGCAGCAGCGCCGAAACAUCGAGAUGUGGCUCAAAAUGACCGAGGAGGUGGAGAACAUUAAAGAAGAGUUUAACACCAUUUUUGAUGAGGAAGAUUCUGAGAAACCAGCCAAGAAUUCCGUACCUCUCGAGAAAUAUGAGGAAUUGAAGAAAGAGAACGAGAGCCUAACCUAUGAACUGGAAGGCUACAAGAACGAAGCAUAUCUCGCUAAGGAUGAAGCUGAGAAGAAAUUCGAGAAGUUCAAGGCGCACUUUGUUGCUCAACAGGCUUUACAACAUAAAACGGUGUUCCCACCACUGCCUCAACAAACUGUGGAGCGAUCUACACCAAACAUAAAACCCCAACCACCCCCGCCAACACCUGAUGACGACAAGGUCAUUACUUCUGGCCCAGCUGUACCACCAACUGAAGCUAAACUCAUAUCAAUCCUGACUUCGUUCCUCAUGGUCCACCCAUUAGGAGCAUCUCUGGACUAUUUGGUUUCCUAUGUGAGGUCUAUGACCCGUAAUGUGACCCAAGCGACUGUGCUGUCCACUUUACAGAAGUAUACGGAACUGUUCAAUUGUGAAACCACAGGAAUUGGGGCUUGCAUUGAACAUAGAUGGUACUUUGUGACGUUUGAUGUAAUCAAGAAGGAGAAGUGAAUUUUAUUCCAAUAUCUUGAGAUUUUACUACCUAUUUUCAUAUUAUGUAUUGUUUUCUUCAUAAUUAGGAAUCUAUUUUUCUGACGUCUGAUUAAGAUUUGUGACUAUGAUGGUUCAUAUGAAUAAAAUAUGUUUAUAAA
Bicyclus anynana (squinting bush brown) is the source of this 2408-nucleotide messenger RNA. Its product is annotated as ecto-NOX disulfide-thiol exchanger 2. Lineage: Eukaryota; Metazoa; Arthropoda; Insecta; Lepidoptera; Nymphalidae. Gene Ontology annotation, biological process: ultradian rhythm. The transcript is spliced from 11 exons. The record is from RefSeq and is a predicted model, not a curated record. The coding region runs from base 154 to 2268 and encodes 704 amino acids. Gene Ontology annotation, cellular component: external side of plasma membrane; plasma membrane. Gene Ontology annotation, molecular function: protein-disulfide reductase activity; RNA binding.